AUGGUAACAGGAAGUGACUUUACAAGAAAGAAGAAAAAAACACAAAUACGCAUCCCAGGCAAUGAUGGGACUCAGCUUGUGAUGGCGCGGGCAGCUGUUACUAUAUCCAUGCUUAUAGAGGCGACUUAUUGGUGCACACAUCUUCCCCCUCUUCUCCACACCUCACCCACACCUUACCACCUCUCCCUCACUCCCUCACAGCUUCCCCCUCUUCUCCACACCUCACUCACACCUUGCCACCUCUUCCUCACUCCCUCACAGCUUCCCCCUCCUCGUUACAUCCCACUCACACCUUGCCACCUCUCCCUCACUCCCUUACAGCUUCCCCCUCCUCUCCACACCUCACCCACACCUUGCCACCUCUCCCUCACUCCCUCACAGCUUCCCCCUCCUCGUUACAUCCCGCUCACACCUUGCCACCUCUCCCUCACUCCCUCACAGCUUCCCCCUCCUCGUUACAUCCCGCUCACACCUUGCCACCUCUCCCUCACUCCCUCACAGCUUCCCCCUCCUCGUUACAUCCCACUCACACCUUACCACCUCUCCCUCACUCCCUUACAGCUUCCCCCUCCUCGCUACAUCCCACACACACCUUGCCACCUCUCCCUCACUCCCUUACAGUUUCCCCCUACUCGCUACAUCCUACUCACACAUCUCCCUCACGACCGUUCCCAGCCAACCUAA
Molecule: messenger RNA, 684 nt
Organism: Eriocheir sinensis (Chinese mitten crab)
Lineage: Eukaryota; Metazoa; Arthropoda; Malacostraca; Decapoda; Varunidae
Exons: 3
Coding region: 1-684 (227 amino acids)
Source: RefSeq, a predicted model, not a curated record